Bactrocera oleae (olive fruit fly) is the source of this 1660-nucleotide messenger RNA. It is a transcript of the gene v, whose product is annotated as Tryptophan 2,3-dioxygenase vermilion. The record is from RefSeq and is a predicted model, not a curated record. NCBI's taxonomy places the organism in Eukaryota, Metazoa, Arthropoda, Insecta, Diptera, Tephritidae. Gene Ontology annotation, molecular function: heme binding; L-tryptophan 2,3-dioxygenase activity; metal ion binding.
GUUAUGUACAGAUUUGUUAUUUGAUCUCGAAGUAAAAUCGAUCGAUAGCGAGCUUCUUUUCAAAAUUCAUUCAAAACCCAGAUACUGAUUCAGUUUUCUUUUAGCGCUCGAUGGUUUUGGUAUUGCGGUAACUACGCGGUGUGACUUUAAGUGGAGCAUUAACAAUUAAAGAAAUCAACAGCGUGUAUUUCAGCAACCGUGUGUGUGUGUGUGUGAUUUACAACUUAGUAAUCAUUGGGAAAUCUUAUUGAGCAUGGCUUGUCCGUACGCUGGAAAUGGUUCAUUACAUGACGACACUGCAACUCCAUUGGGUACUGAGAUUGGCAUGAUCUAUGGUGAAUAUCUGAUGCUGGAUAAAGUUCUAAGUUCUCAACGUAUGCUCUCGGUGGUGGAUAAUCGGCCUGUACACGAUGAGCAUCUCUUUAUCGUUACCCAUCAAGCAUACGAACUCUGGUUCAAGCAGAUAAUUUUCGAACUCGACUCCAUACGUGAAAUGUUAAACAUAGAAGAUAUGGAGGAAUCUAAAACGUUGGAAAUUUUAAAACGUCUAAAUCGUAUAGUGCUCAUACUCAAGCUGCUCGUCGAUCAAGUGCCCAUAUUGGAGACCAUGACACCGUUAGAUUUCAUGGAUUUUCGCACAUAUCUUGCGCCCGCUUCCGGUUUUCAAAGUUUACAAUUUCGUCUGAUUGAAAAUAAGCUGGGCGUCAAGUCCGAUCAACGCGUUAAAUACAAUCAAAAAUACUCGGAGGCUUUCGGCAAUGAAUCGACCGCAAUGGAAGCUAUACUAAAAUCUGAAAAUGAACCGUCCAUGUUGGAUUUAAUACAAAAAUGGCUCGAACGUACACCAGGACUUGAGACAGACGGCUUCAAUUUCUGGGCCAAAUUUCAAGCAAGCGCUGAGAAAUUCCUAGAACAACAAGUGCAUACAGCUAUGCAAGAACCCGUUGAAGCGGCACGCAACUAUCAUCUUAUGGACAUUGAGAAGCGGCGCGAGGUCUAUCGCAGCAUCUUCGAUCGUGACGUGCACGAGGCAUUAGUGUCGCGUGGCGAUCGCCGUUUCAGCUACAAAGCUCUGCAGGGCGCCAUUAUGAUCACCUUCUACCGCGAUGAGCCACGCUUUAGCCAGCCGCAUCAAAUGUUAACACUGUUGAUGGACAUCGAUUCGCUAAUUACGAAGUGGAGAUACAAUCACGUGAUCAUGGUGCAACGCAUGAUUGGCUCACAGCAGCUGGGCACUGGCGGCUCUUCAGGUUACCAGUAUUUGCGCUCCACGUUGAGUGAUCGUUACAAGGUGUUUUUGGAUUUAUUCAAUUUGUCGACGUUUCUUAUUCCACGCGAUGCCAUUCCACCGCUUGAUGUCUCAAUGCGAAAGGAGUUGAUUAAUUGAUAUUCGUUUAAUUUCUUUUUUUUAUUUGCUGGUUUUUAGGUUACAAAUUUUAUAUAUUUUUAGCAUAAUAUCCUGAAUAUGUUAUCAUAAUUCCUGUAGUUGUUGAUAUGCUGUUUUCUAUUACAAUGCCUAAGCAGACGUGUCUUGGACAGUUAGGAAACUAAUGCUCAUAUUUUUCACUGUCCUAACCUUUCAUUUAGUUUAAAAGUUAUUGAAUUAUAAUAAUUUCAAAAUAAAUUUGAUUUCAAUUUCAAUGAUUGGAUUCACAUUUUA